GUUCAUUUAUAAAACUACUCAACUAAUAAUCAUGAUCGCACGUAUAAAUCGUAUAAAAUAAGAUUUGUAUCGACGAAUCGUUAGAGAAAGUAACUUCCAAUCCACUGGGAAACCUAAAAUAUAGUAUUGUCGGCACUGUCGAUAGGAUCGAACGGGACACCGAAAUGGUACGGGGGUCUCGAGAGCCCGAAGCCCUAACCAAAAAUUUCCACGAGACGCAACGUCUGUGCGUGUCUCUUAAGUCUGUGUUUGCAUUAAAAUCCAAUUGGAGAUCGGAGAGUUAACGUUGCAUCAGUAUCAUUGCAAAUUGUUUGAUAUGUGUACGAGUGAUUUUUGGAGGAACAUAAAAGUUAGAUAACCUACGGAAAACGAGUAUUUACGAUAAAGAAAUUCUGGGUGUAGCAUGUGAAUCGCGUUUGAACGGUAACGACGAAUGGGAAAAUGUUUUCUGUGAAAUGUGUAAGAAGCGUCAAGCACUAUCCAUUAUUGAAUCUCCUGUCGAGGAAUUGUUAUUCCCGACGUAGCGAUAAAAAUACGAACACGCAGAAAAUGGUGAAAGCGGAUGGCGAGAAUUUGGAUGAUAUGGAUGGGUCCGUACUUGGUAUGAACUCCAACUGGGAAUUGCUAACUCCUAGAGGAUUCCGAUUUUACCUACCUGGAAGCGUCGGACCUGGCUGGUCCGAUGUAACCACCACAGCUCAGGUGAGAACCCAGAUGCUUAACUUUUCCAACAACGACGAACAACAACGGGUUUGUACAGACUAUUUGGAAAAACGACCAGCCCGCCGGACCGGUAGGUCGACAGCUAACGACAAGUGGCCAAAGCUACAAUGCACCGUUCAGGAAUGUCCAUUGUUAUUGAGAAAAGGUACAGAGGAAUUAUUUCCUGGAUGUCUGGACGCUGGCUCGCCUCAGCUCACCAUAAUUACUAUUUGUCAGAGAAUCGGUUGUAGAGCGUCUAGGUGGAGCAGAGAAAUGGAAAUAGAAAGAGUCGCAAAAUACUUUGUGUUGGCGGCGCACGAUAUUUGCUCCAAGUUAAAGAUGAUCGGAUAUUGGGCCGAUUUCAUCAAUCCGUUCAGUGGGCAGCCGCACUUGAACUUGCAAAAGAAUAGCACUUUGUACGAGACGGAUGAGCGUUUUCGUUGCUUAGGAUUUAAAAUAGUACAUAGGAAGAAUUGUAAAGUGAUAUUACACGAGGAUAACGAAAAAAAUUUCAUAGGAAGUCUCUACACUACAGCGCCAGCGAGUACGGCUCUUUUGAGGGAGUUACUGCGCGAUUACGAUUUCGUGAGUCUCCACGAAUUUCAACGAAGCGAAUAAUCUCGGUAGAGUGUUGUGUGGUUGCUGCGUUUCAUGUUGCCGAGGGAAUUCUGUAUAGAUUUCAAAAGAAAUAAUAUCAUUAGAUACCGUU
Messenger RNA from Nomia melanderi (Alkali bee), 1411 nucleotides. RefSeq names its product cobalamin trafficking protein CblD. The record is from RefSeq and is a predicted model, not a curated record. NCBI's taxonomy places the organism in Eukaryota, Metazoa, Arthropoda, Insecta, Hymenoptera, Halictidae. Gene Ontology annotation, biological process: cobalamin metabolic process. Gene Ontology annotation, cellular component: mitochondrion.